GUCCUUUUUUUUUUUCUUUUAAUGUAUUUACGUGAAUUUCAAUAUAAUCCACACAGUCCACCGUGGCAGAAACUUUUGUGGGUAAAACAAAAUUACCCAGACAACUAUGUGGAUGACACAUUUUUGGAUGAGCUACAACGAAAUGUUAAUGUCAUAACCUACGAUUACUGGGCUACGGUAUAUGAAUCAGGCGUCAUUACUCAACAAAUAAGCAGCGUUAUUAUUUUUAUUGCACUAUUCAUUUAUUUGCAGUCCAACGUAAUGUCUGGACACUACUUGAUCUGGGCUGGAUCUCUAUCAACAGGAGCCGGGUAUAUUUUUUGGGAUCUGAUCAUGUUAAAGACAAGAAAUGACUAUGAAUUUAAACGUCAGCGCGUGGUUAAAAGUGCUUUCUUCUUCUUUAUUACACUAUUGGGCCUAUCACCUAUCCUAAAGACAUUGACAGAAAAGAUCAGUGACGAUACCAUCUGGGCAUUGACUGUCAUCUGCUUUCUUAUUCACGUUCUUUUUCAUGAUUAUAGUACACAAACGAAUGCGAUAAAGAUACCAGGAUCAAUGUCAACUAAUGCGGCCAUAUUUGCCUCAGUAUUACUUGCUUCAAGAUUAGAGACGAAUACAGAUGUCUUUGGUUUGCUAUCCUUUGCUGUCGAAUGGUUUUCAUUGUUUCCUAUCUUUAAAAGACAUUUAAGAAGCCUGAGUACCAAGGUUCAAGUGAUGCUGACAUUGACCAUGCUCCUCGUCUGCGUCGUCUUGUUCUUUCCUAUAUCAAAGGCAGUUGCCUUCAUCUAUAUCCUAGGGUUCAUAUUCCUAACCUUUAUCUGUCCAUAUUGGCUUAUAUUCAUUCAGAAAUAUAAAAAUGAAAUUCAUGGGCCUUGGGAUGAAGCUAGACCAAAGUUACAGAGACCUAAACGUAAUCUGUAUAGAAAAAAGAAUAUCAAAACAGGAUCAUGAUGUAAAUAAUAAAAGUAGGAUCUUGUUAGAUGAAUCAUGUUAAUAAUGAGGAUUCAAUACCCACCCGAUCCAUACAUAUCCUUUAUCAACAAAUAGAGUUAUUUCAAAUAAAAUAAAAUACAUAAUUCAAAUGGGUAAUUUAAUCUAAUGUCUUUUGAUUCGGGACCCUGUUGGGUUACCGCAACAGAUUGUAAAGGAAAGC
Molecule: messenger RNA, 1153 nt
Organism: Rhizopus microsporus ATCC 52813
Lineage: Eukaryota; Fungi; Mucoromycota; Mucoromycetes; Mucorales; Rhizopodaceae
Product: phosphatidylinositol N-acetylglucosaminyltransferase subunit C-like protein
Exons: 5
Coding region: 22-951 (309 amino acids)
Biological process (GO): GPI anchor biosynthetic process
Cellular component (GO): glycosylphosphatidylinositol-N-acetylglucosaminyltransferase (GPI-GnT) complex; membrane
Source: RefSeq, a predicted model, not a curated record